This is a messenger RNA of Nerophis lumbriciformis (worm pipefish), 408 nucleotides long. Lineage: Eukaryota; Metazoa; Chordata; Actinopteri; Syngnathiformes; Syngnathidae. The record is from RefSeq and is a predicted model, not a curated record.
AUGACAAUGAAAAUUGAAAUGAGCAACAUGAAUCUGAAAGUUGGGGAUCAGCUGAAAAUAAAGGGUGAAAUCCUCCAUGAUGCUCAAAGAUUCCAGAUUGACCUUGGCUAUGAUUCAGAAGACUUGGCUUUGCAUUUCAACCCGCGCUUCCACGAUGACACAGAUGGAGCAGUUAUUGUGUGCAACUCAAAAAUGGCUGGUUCCUGGGGCGAUGAGAAAAGGGAACUACACAACCCCUUGCACAGAGGCACACAUGUUAAGAUUGUGUUCAAGCUGACUGGUGACAUGUUUGAAGUAGAACUUCCCGAUGGACAUGAAAUCCAGUUUCCCAAUCGUGUGGACAUGGCGGUGAUCAACUUUGUCCGAAUCACAGGAGACUUCAAACUGACUUGCUUAAAGAUCUGUUAA